AACUCCCGUGUUGCACCGCAGAGCUGGGUAAAAAUGGCUGAAGUUGAUUUCGGGGAUAGUGAACUCUUUCAGCAGCUCGAUGACUCCGAGCCGCCGGUCCCGACGCACCUCCGCUUCACAGAUGAUGAGGAGGACCAGGAGGAGAGGAGCCAGCUCCGGAGCAGGCUGGAGGAGUGUGAUGACUACAUCCAGAGACUCACUGAGGAGAAUAAAGUUUUAAGAAGGAAACUGAACAUCCUGACACGGCCAAGCGGCAUCACAAUUGAAGAUGUCAACAUCGACGGGCCACUUCUACAGAUCCUUUAUUCAAACAACACUAUCUCAAAGCAGUGUCGUCAGGAAAUUGAAGACUGCAUCUGCAGUGUGAUUCUGAAGCACCAGAAACCAGGCCAUGAAAAGAAAAAAUCCACCUUUCACAUAAAACCUCAGAAUUCAGCUUUUGCUAUGGAUGAAGAUCCACUGAAAUUGUCUUCCAGCAGUGUAAGAACAACGACAGAGGCUUUUAAAGUGGUUGGAAGUGUCUUAUAUUUCACUACUUUCAGUCUUGAUAAACUUGGACAGCCUCUGGUCAAUGAAAACCCUCAGAUGACAGAUGGAUGGGACAUUCCAACAUACAACCAGGUUUUCAACCAAGUUGUUGGAACAGAUGGACAGGAAAUCGAAAUGAAAGACAAAAGACCCAAGUCUAUGUGUUUCAACUGUGGUUCCAGCAGUCAUCAGCUGAGAGAUUGUCCCAAGCCCAAAGACAUGGCUGCAAUUAAUGAGAGAAGGAAGGAGUUCAAUCAAAACAGUAACCAGACCAUGCAGAGUAACCAACGAUACCAUGCUGAUGAGGUGGAGGAGCGGUUUUCUAAAUACAAGCCUGGAGUCAUGAGUGAGGAGCUGCUGACAGCACUUGGAAUUGACGGCAACACCCUCCCUCCUCUGAUUUAUCGCAUGAGGCAGCUAGGCUACCCACCAGGUUGGCUCAAAGAGGCAGAAAUGGAAAACUCAGGCUUAACACUGUAUGAUGGAAAUGCUUCAAAUAACGGCAAUGUAACAGACAAUAGCAAUUCGCAAAACAUCUCUUACGAUGUUUCCAAACUGAUAGAUUUCCCAGGGUUCAAUGUACCUGCACCAGACAAAAUGAAAGAUGAGUUCAUGCAGUAUGGUUCAAUUCCAAUGCAGAGCAACCACAUGAAGCAAAACUAUGCAGCGUACCUGUCCAACAACUUUCCCAUGCCUGGUGCAACCUGCAACAAGAGACGCCAUGAAUCUGACUCAUCUCCACAGCUAAGGAAAAGGAAUAGGACCAGUCCUGAUCGGAACUCCGAUAGGAGCUCAGAUAUGGAUAUUGAAUCAGACCCAGGAACGCCUUAUCAUGCUCACGGCCCAGGCGACUUCCAGUUUCAACCGCCGCUGCCCCCUGGCUCUCCUUGUUUCAGUUCACCUCCUCCUUUACCCCAGGGCACUCCUCCUGCUACGCCCACUCCCCCACCUCUUCCUAAAGGUACACCUCCUCCCACUCCCACAAAUGGCUCUCCAGCACUGAGAGGGCGGAACUGGGUAGUAGCUGAUGAGACUGUGGAGGGAACAGAGGAUGACCUGACACUGGAGGAACUGGAGGAGCAGCAAAGGCUGAUUUGGGCAGCUCUAGAAAAUGCUGACACUGCCACAAAUAGUGACUGUGAGACACCAGCAAUGGGAACACCUGUACCCAGUUCACCAAGCGUGUCCACAUCUGCGCAUAUUGACACAGAAACUGAAGAGGUAGAAGAAACGAUGGACACAAUGACACCUGCAGAAACUUGCCAUAGCAGUGAAAAUCAAAGGGAACCAGACGUUCAAGAGAUUUGCUCUCAGAGCCCUGGACCAAUCAAAGUCGAGGACGACAGCCCUCAGAGUCCUGAACCAGUCAAGGCCCAAGAGGAAUGCCCCCAGAGUCCUGGUCCAGUCAAAUCCCAUGAUGACAGCCCACAGAGUCCAGAUCCAGUCAAAUCCCAGGAAGACAACCCACAAAGUCUUGAUCCAGUCAAAUCCCAAGAAGACAAUCCACAGAGCCCUGAUCCAGAGUUCUCUCACAGCGGUGCUGGAGAUUGUAUUUCUCCUAAGCAUGUGGAAAAGAUAAAAGCUGUUCCCCAUCGGAGCAAGUUUGCAACUGGCAUCGUUCCAUUUGAAGAUACACCAGAAUUCACUGAAGUUGCUGAAGCCACGGGGACAUACCUUAAGAUCAGAGACUUACUUAAAAGUUCCCCUCGAAAUUUGGCAAAGAAGAAAUAAAGGUUUACUGUCUUGAUUUGGAAAACACAAAAGACACAUAUAUUUUUUAAACCAAAAACUUCUGUUUUCAUUUUCAUCUCCAUCCCUUCAAGUGUGUUUUUUUUUUUAAGCUGUCUGUUCUUUUGUACCAGAAUGAAUGUCUAUGCUGUAAACAUACAAUGAGGGAGGGGGAGUGAGGGAUAAUGCAACAGCAAUGGUUUGUAGGUUUUGACUAAUUAGCCUCAGAUUUUUGUAGAAGUAGUGUUAUUUGGGCUGUUGCUUUUAUUGUAAAAUUUGUAAAAUGACCAUUUCUGUUUUAAUUUUCUGUUUAAAUGGCUUUUUCUAUUUUUGUUCCACUUGAAUUGUUCUAAAACCAUCAAGUAAACCUGCUUGUUUUUGCUUCAGUGUUUUAUUCUGUAUGGCAGCCAUACCUAGAUGCAUACAUUUUGCUGUAUGUUGUUAUCUGUGAACAACAUCAGCUCACUUUCUGAUUUUAAUGAACACUGCAAAUGAAAUUGUAUAUAACUGAAACUCUGCCUUAAAACAAUUUUCAUCUUGUUCCAAUGACAUUACAAA
Molecule: messenger RNA, 2814 nt
Organism: Lates calcarifer (barramundi perch)
Lineage: Eukaryota; Metazoa; Chordata; Actinopteri; Centropomidae
Gene: zcchc8
Product: zinc finger, CCHC domain containing 8
Exons: 14
Coding region: 34-2259 (741 amino acids)
Cellular component (GO): catalytic step 2 spliceosome
Molecular function (GO): zinc ion binding; RNA binding
Source: RefSeq, a predicted model, not a curated record